Tetrahymena thermophila SB210 is the source of this 4767-nucleotide messenger RNA. RefSeq lists its product as hypothetical. The transcript has a single exon. NCBI's taxonomy places the organism in Eukaryota, Ciliophora, Oligohymenophorea, Hymenostomatida, Tetrahymenidae. Gene Ontology annotation, molecular function: protein binding. The record is from RefSeq and is a predicted model, not a curated record.
AUGAGCUAGGAGUAGCUUUAGUAGAUAUGUUUAUAAGAAAAAAAAGAAUUUGAUUCUGAAAAAUAACAUGAGUAUUCUUCUCCUACUUAUAGAGCUAGGUCACUUUCAAGAAAUAAAGCUAUAAAUGGAAAUGUCUAGGAAAUGAACCACGAAAAGGCCAUUUAAAGUGUAUGCUCAUUAGGAUUAAAUUAUUUCAUAAGUAUGUCAUGUGACAGAUAGAUAAAAAUAUGGAAUUACUCAAAUUUGUAAGCUAUAUUUUAAUAUUAAAGUGAGUAUUCCUGCUGCAAUAACUUAUUAAAAAUUGGAUUUUGUCAUUUUUUAUAAAUAUCUGGUGAUCAUGGAUAGUAAGUACAAUUAAUAGAAUGGAAUGAAAUGAAAAUUAUUUAAUCUCUUAAUUUGGAGGAAAAAAUUGUUUAUGCCUAAUCUUCUCCUUAUCUAGCAUCUGAUCACGUAAUUAUUUGCGGUGAUAACAAAGGUUCUUUAUAUAUCCUGAAUAUAGAUAUGAAUAUAAUAUCAUCAUAAUAAAUGAAAAACAACCAUUAAAUUUAGCCUCUAAAGCUUUUAAAAAAAAUAAAAAAUAGAGAUAAUAGCAUAUAAAUGUAAAGCGUUACUUCAAUAUGCUUUUUGUAAGAUUUGAAUAAAUUAGCAGUUGGAGGAGAGAAAGGAAGUAUUUACUUUUAUAACAUUCAGAAGUCUAAAAUAUACAAACAUAUACCUAAGGCACAUAUAAAUGGAAGGAAAGUUUCUUUCAUAUCAUAAUUUUCAAAAAAUGACAAGCAGUAUAUUGUUUCUGCAGGUUGUGAUUAAUACAUAAGGCUAUUUGAUGAAGAAAGUUUAGCUGUUUUAAAAUAAGUUUCUUUAAAUAAUCCAAUUGUUUGUGGAGUAUAAUUAGAUAAUUAAUUUGCUGCUUUUGGUGAAGGAAGGCAUGUUUUGCUUUUAAAUCUUAAUGAUUUAUCAGUAUUUAGCUUAGCUUUACAUAAAGCAAGAGUUAAUGUUAUUGAUAUCGAUAGAGAUAAAUAAAAUUUAAUUAUAGGUGAUAUUAAUGGCUUUUUAAAAGUUUGGCAACUGAAGUAAGAUCUCAAAUAGCUUGCAAAUGAAAAUUCCUAGUAAUUAUCCUCUUUUCGGUAAUCAAGGUAAUUAGAAUACCCAACGGAAGUUAGAAAAUCUGUUAAACAAGAAGAAAAUUUUUGUAAUGGAAGCUACUCUUCAAGGAAUGAAUUCAAUAAUUUUUCUAACAGUAAUAGAUAUGAAUCUAAUUCUUAAAAAUUUAUUAAGAAUGUCUUAAAAUCUUCUAGCAACAAAAAGCAAUUAAUUUAAACUAAAGUAAGUUCAAGGGAGAAUAGUGUUAGUAAAAGUUAAAGCAAAUUUAAAAUUCAAUAUAGCUAAGAAAAGAAAAAUAAAAACUUUUAGUUUGAUAGCUAAUUUAGCGAUUAUAAUGGAUUUAGCACUGAUAAAAAGACACCUCCAAUUGACUAGAACCCAAGCACAGUUUCAAGUUAAUCAUACGCUGCUUCGAGUAACUAUUUAAAGAAUAGUAACUUGUUAAGAAGUAGCUCAGGUUAAAAGAUUCCCCACUUUAUUAUUCCUUUGUAGACUUAAAAUCAGAAUAAACUAGAAUCUAGAUCUUUACAAAGUUCUUAAAAGUUGAAAAAUGGCUAAUCCUCACCUCAAAAUAAUAUUUAUAAAAUAGUCAUUAAUGGAGACUAAAAAACUAACUUUGAGAGCUUGGUAAAUGUUCAGUCAGCAGAUUAAAUAGAAAAAUUAGGUUAGAUAGGUAGCAAGUAAAAUUCUAUCAAGAAUGAGUAAAAUAUUAUUUAAACAUCUCACUUAGAGGAUAUUUAAAAUAUAGAUUCCUAAAGCAUUUCAUCAUUUUAAUUAAAAUUGCUUUUUAAUACAAAUCAAAUAAACUCAGAAGAUUUUAGAAAUCAAAGCAACAUACCUGAGAACUUUACACAAAAAAAUGGAGAAAAUAUUAAUUCAUAGAAUAAUUUUGUAGAUACAAUAAAUUAGAAAGAAGAACACGCUAGUGAAGAUAAUUUUUAUUAUUAAAUAAUUAAAUAAAAAAUUAAUUAAAAUUAUUAAGAAAUGAGCUACUUAAAACCUUAAACACCAAGCCAAACUAUCAAUUAAUAUCAAUCGAAUGCAGAAAAUUUAAUAUUUUAAAAUAACUAUGGAUAAUAAAUAAAUUUAUAAAUGAAGGAAUAAACGAUGAAUACUUAAUUUUAAGUUCCUAGUUAAAAUUAAUAAAUUACAUGCGAGCCUUAUGAUAUUUAAGAUUAAGAGUUAAAAGAGAAACUUGAAAUUGAAGAAAGAGAUCUUAGGACAUAAAUAAAAUAAUAAUAAGAAGAAUUUAGAAAUUCUAUUUUAAAAAUUUAAAGCUAAAGAAGCUUAUCAUCAAGUAUGCAAGAAAAAAGCUCAAUAAUGUUAGAUCAAGCAGGUAUUCCAGUUACAUACUCUGUUGCAAGUCAUCAUUUCUCUACAGAUAAUAAUAAAGAUAAUAACUUAUAAGAAAAUUAGUAAUCCCCUAAUUUGUAAAAUACAUAAGUUAUUUAACAAUAGAUGUUAAACAAUACUGGUGAAAAUGCUGUAACUUAGUAGUAAUUCAAGGAGUUACUCAAUUAAAUAAAUAUGGAAUAAGAAUAGGAUACUCUAAUUUAAGAGCUAAAUCAAUAGGAAUAGGAACAAAAUGCCCAAUUAAAUUUUUAAAAUUUAACUAUACCUUAGCAAGUAUAAAGAUAUAAUCAUUUUUAGAUGAAUCAAAACAAAAAUGAUUAAAACUAUAGUGAAUUUAAUAAAAGAAUUGUACUUUUAGAAGAGCAAUAAAUGUAUAACCAUAAACAAAUUAUUGAAAUUAGAGAAAUGUCUCAUUAAAACUUUGACGAAAAUCAAAAAAUAAAAAAUGAAUUGUUUGAAAUAUAACAGAGGUUAUAAAGUUUAAGCUAAUCAAAACGCUCAAAAAAUGCUUCUUCUUUGUCUUCAAGAAAGUAGUCUUUAAGAGAUUUUAAAGUAAAUAAAUAAUCUUAGAUGUCAAGCUAAUUUCUGUCACCUUGUAGGAUAAAGGGGAGACUUGUUAACAGCUUUUAAGAAUCAGAAAAAAGAAAUAGCUCAAAUGAAAUAAAGAAUUUAUAAGAAAAUUAUAUUGGAAACGAAGAAAAUUAAAUGAAAAAAAGUUUAAGAUAAUAAAUUAAUGAAACCAUUUAGAGCUAUAAGUAAUCUUAACAACAAAGUCUGAGAAACUCCUAAAAAUUGAUGACUUAAAAGUUUUAAUCUCCUUGUAAAAUAUAAUCUAUUGAUAUCAAUUCUCCUCCUAAAAAUUAUAUUCAAAUUAAUAAAACUUAUAUAUCUCCUCUUAAAAUAAAUUGGAAUUAUGUUAAUAACGAUCCAUAGCUUAUUGAAUAAAUUAAAUUAUCUUAACAUAAUAACAAAAUGAGAUCCUUAAGCACUGAUUUUUUGGGUUUAAGGAAGCUUAAAGAAAAUUUUAAGGCAACUGAAGAGUAAAAUCAACAAUAAAAAAAGCUAAAUUUCGACUACUCAUCUAAAUUAAGAUAAAAAUCAGCAAAUAUGAAUUUAUAGAUCAGUGUGGAAUAGAAUAAGUAAAUUGAUAUCCUUCAUAAUACUAGCUAAACAAAUAUUUCUGCUCUUGAUGCGUAUAAUAAUUAUAAUUAAAUUAAGGAAGAAGAGAUUCAUAAGCAUUUUUAAAAUAUUAGUGCGAUUGAAGAAAAGUAGUAAAAAAAUAAUAUGUUUUUCACUUCCGUAAAUUCUUAAAAUAAUUUACAAUAAAACUAAGAACAAUAAUUGUGUAAUGACAAAUAAGCAAAUAAUUUAAGUAGUAUUUAAGUAUCUCAUAAUUUAAUUUAAAAUAAAUAAAGUAAUUAUUAAGAGUAAAAGUAAGAGUAAAAUUAAAAUGACUAUAAAAGAAAUAACUUUAAAUAGUUAUUAAAUAUUACUUAAGGAUUAAAUUCUGCUUGCUAAGAUAAAAAAUUAAUUUAAGGAGCUCAAACAAGUCAUUAAAAUGCAUAUAACUUUGAUAUUAACCAAAACUCCAAAGAAUUAUAAAUUGAUGAUUAAGUUUCAUAAGGUAAAUUCUUUUAGCAGCAAUAGCUCUACCAAUAAAAUUAAAAUAGUAUGCAGGAUCCCUAUUUGAUUUCAGCAUAUGGACUGAAAAAUAAAAAGCAACCUAUUUUAAAUAAUAUAUUAAAAAUAAAUGAAGAAAAAGAUGAAAAUAAUGAUACUUUAUAGAAUAUAUCUUUAUCUCUAAACCAACCUCUGAGUAGUUUUUUGACAAAUGUCCAAACAAAUCAAACAAAGCAGAAUUUUUCUUCUUCUUAAUAAAUAACUGAAUAUCCAUAACAUUUCAUUCCUGUAGGAAAUUAGAAAGAUUUAAAGAGUAAUGGAGUUAAUGAGGAAGAUUAAGUUAAAUCAAUAUAAUCUGUUUAGUAACAAUAAAAGCCUAUAGUUGAGUAAGAUCAAUAAGUAUUUGAUUAAUAGAAGGAAAAAGAUAUUAUGAUUAUUUAAAAUUCUUAAAAUCUUUCUUUGAAGGUUUAAAAAGAAUUUGAAGAGUGUGUCUAAGGAAUGAAAGAAACACUCGCUUAAAACAAAAAUGAUCUUGAAAUUUUAAAAUAAGAAAUGAGAAAUAUGGACAAUAGAAGAAAAAAGAGUUUAGGUAAAAUACCAGAUCACUACAGUUCAGCUUUAAAUUUUAUAUAAGAAUAAAAUUAAAUAGAAUGGGAAAACUCAUAGAGAAGCUAUAGCUCAAGAAAAAAAUGA